GGAGAUGCGCUGUUGUAAAAGCCGCGCCGCGACCAUCAGGUGAUGUGAAGUCAAGAAACUCCUCAGUUCAACUCAUUCAGCGAGUCUCGUGACAGUGUUUUUAACUCAGCCGACUGGUUAACUGUCAAAACCAGUGAAAGCAUAAUGGGGAGGAAGAAAAUUCAGAUCUCUCGGAUUCUCGACCAGCGAAAUCGACAGGUGACAUUUACCAAGCGCAAAUUUGGCUUGAUGAAAAAGGCCUACGAGCUGAGCGUGUUGUGCGACUGCGAGAUCGCUCUCAUCAUCUUCAACAGCACCAACCGUCUCUUCCAAUACGCCAGCACCGAUAUGGACAAAGUGCUGUUAAAAUACACCGAAUACAGUGAACCUCACGAGAGCCGCACUAACACGGACAUACUGGAGACUUUAAGAAGGAAAGGAUUGGGAUUGGAAAGUUCAGAGAUCGAUCCAGAAGACGGUGUGACAAUGGGAGCAGAGAAAUAUCACGACGGCAUGGACCUCUCCCUUGCUCGCCAGCGCUAUUAUGCUCCUUCACUUCUCCAUUCAGAAGUGAUAAAUACAAGUGCUGAAAAUGGUUACAUCAACUCGUCCAAUCCAAAUCUAGGUGCCCAUCGCACUCCGUCCUACAAACCGUUGUGCACCAGACCGGGCUCAACUGGUACUGUCAGCGCCAACUCUCAUCCAGCUCUUAUGGGACCACAUGCAGGUCUGGGUUACUCCAUGUUUCCUCAUGGCAGUCUUAGUCGAGCCCUGGAGAUGAAGACGCCACCACCGCUGAACAUGAGCAGUGAUGGCCGACGAGUCGAAGCCCACGCCGGACUGUGUGGCACUCGCAGCUCUCUGGCCAAUGCUGUGAGGGAGUCUACCAAAAGAGCUCUCUAUCAGAGCAUGCAUGCUGGCGGACACAUGAUGGCCAUGGGGAAAACAGGCUUACUGGGACACGGCCUGAACUACAGCCCCUCAGAAUACAGCCAUCCGGGUUACACUGUGGGUUUUCAACGCAGUUCUAUGAAUACCUGGCAACCUUUGACUCAUCAGGAUGCCCAUCAAUCCAUGAUCAGCCCAGGGAUGGCAUCAGGAGGAAGCUGCUCGUACCCAUCCCAAAGCUCCUCCCCCUCCUCCCCGUCACACCCCUCCCUCAACUUGAGCAUUAAAUCAGAGCGCACCUCUCCCGUCCACAUGAUCUCCCCCACGCCCCCCAGCCAUCACAUGCUGCAGCACUCACCAAUAGCAGAGCCCAAGUCCAGCAGCUGCCCCCCGUCAGAUGAAUAUGCAGAUCUGCAGAGAGAAGAGGCGCAGAAGAGCAGCUUCUCCGGUCAGCAGCAGGGCCCAAACAGAGACCCGCCUGAGACCAAGAGCAGCCCCAACCCCAAGCAGCAGGAUAUCAGUAACGGCUGGAUAAGAUAAUCACCUGUUUUACAGGGGUAGUUCAUACAAAAAGUGAACAUUUACUCAUCAUUUACUGGUUUCUUUUUUCUGUUGAACACAAAAGAAGAUAUUCAGAAGAAUGUUGGAGACUGGAGGCCAUUGACUUCCAUAGUAAGAAAAAUAAAAUGGAAAUUAUUGGCUACUGGUUUCCAGAAUAUGUCAAAAUAUGUGUAUUUUUUGUGUUCAACCGAACCACCUGAGGUUGAUGAGAACGGGAUGAGUAAACGUUUAGGUCCCGCUUUAUAUUAAGUGUCCUCAAUGUAGUAAUGUACAGAAAUUAAUAAUUGGUUACAAUGUACUUAUUGUGUAAAUACAUGUGUUUACUGUUUACUUACGCUUAAAUAUCUGUAUGUAAUUACAUCUGUAAUUUAAUUCUGUAAUUACAUUUGUAAAUACACUGUUGACUAUUCCUUACACCUUAACCCACCCUUAAACCUACGCAUACCACCAAACCUGUCCAUAACCAUACACCUAUCCCAACUCAAGAGCACCACAAGUGUUCUCAAAUACAUUAUUAACAGAGUAAGUACAUUGUAUUUAUUUUUGUUGCAAGUACAUAGUAGUUUAGGACACUUAAUAUAAAGUUUGACCAAAGUGUAUCUCUUUAUGUUUUAGGAAACAUACAUUAUGUGUUUUACUUUUAAAAUUCUGCUAUUUCCACAUUCAAAAUUCAAAGCUCAUUUGGUUAACGUGUGAUUUUCUUUUUCCCCAAAGAGUGUCAAUGACUUGGUCAUAAAUGAUUUUCAUGUAAAUGAUUUUCACUCAGGAUGGACUGCUUUUAUACUUUGAAACCAAUGCUGUUUUUAUUAUAUGCAAAAUGUAUUGCCAUUAUUUCUCGUAUUACCUAUACAAUAUUUUAUUUUCUAUGCUUGUGUUUUAACUUACGCUUGAGUUAGUCGGUCCUCAAGUUUUUUGUCAGUUGAAGUGUGUUACAGUGUCCACAAGAUGGCGGCGUUUGAAAAUAUAAGGCAUCUAAAUGCUUGUUGACACGACACCCUGUAUCCCAAUCUUUGUUUUAUAAUAACUAAUUAAAGAAGUGCGUUUGUAUGUUUUG
Messenger RNA from Danio rerio (zebrafish), 2482 nucleotides. RefSeq names its product myocyte enhancer factor 2b (gene mef2b). The record is from RefSeq and is marked provisional. Gene Ontology annotation, biological process: positive regulation of DNA-templated transcription; regulation of DNA-templated transcription; DNA-templated transcription. Gene Ontology annotation, cellular component: nucleus. Lineage: Eukaryota; Metazoa; Chordata; Actinopteri; Cypriniformes; Danionidae. Gene Ontology annotation, molecular function: DNA binding; protein dimerization activity; RNA polymerase II transcription regulatory region sequence-specific DNA binding.